This is a messenger RNA of Thermothielavioides terrestris NRRL 8126, 516 nucleotides long. RefSeq lists its product as uncharacterized. The transcript has 4 exons. Bases 1 to 516 code for a protein of 171 amino acids. The record is from RefSeq and is a predicted model, not a curated record. Lineage: Eukaryota; Fungi; Ascomycota; Sordariomycetes; Sordariales; Chaetomiaceae.
AUGCUAGGCACAUCCGUUCUCCUGCUCGCGCUCGCGGCGACGGGCCUCGCCCAAGGCACAGCCCCGGAGGGCUACCGCAAGGUGUACAUCUCGUCAAGUGUGAAUCCCAAGUUCGUCAUCGUGCCCAAGGCGCGCACCAGUGGCAGCACCGUCGUCGUCAAGACGCUCAACAAUAAGCCGGAGCAGCAGUGGUAUGUCACGGACGGCACCACCAAGAUCCAGCUCGUCGACAGCACGCUCUGCCUGGACGGAGGCCCCCAGAGCAACUGGAAGGACAUGGGCAACAUCUACGUCAACGAGUGCGCCAACGGCACGGACUCGCAGAACUGGGUCCUGCUCGGCGACGGCCGCAUCGCGCUCGAGCCCACCAACAAAAAGGAGUGCAUCGACCUUCAGUACAUGCGGGCCACCGAGAACAACCCGGUCGGACUGUACGGCUGCGCGGGGCUGGGCAACGCCGGGGCCGGGGACAAGGGAAUCAACUGGCCGUUCAUCAACGUCACGGAUAGUGCCUGA